This is a messenger RNA of Cucumis sativus (cucumber), 1192 nucleotides long. RefSeq lists its product as uncharacterized. Lineage: Eukaryota; Viridiplantae; Streptophyta; Magnoliopsida; Cucurbitales; Cucurbitaceae. The record is from RefSeq and is a predicted model, not a curated record. Bases 244 to 906 code for a protein of 220 amino acids. The transcript has a single exon.
GACCGGGUAUGGUCUUGGGUGAUUUUAACACCAUCAGACUCCACUCUGAAGCCUUUGGGGGUGCUCCGAACGUGGUGGAUAUGGAGGAGUUUGAACGUGGUGGAUAUGGAGGAGUUUGAAUAGUCUCCCACGAUAUGGAGGAGUUUGGUUCCAUGGAUUCAGGGUGGGCCGAUUAUCCAGCAGUUUGGGGAGAGGGUGAUCUAUGAUGCGGGUAGUCGGUGGGAUGCGAGGCUGGUGGAUUUCAUGGGUCGGGAUGGUGAUUGGAGGUGGCCACUUGUUUAUUUGGAUUUGAUGGACAUUUGGGAUAGGGUUCAGGGAGUGAGGCUGAGUCCGAGUGUUGAGGAUAGGUGGGUUUGGGUGCCGGGGAGUCAUGAUAGUUUUUCGAUCACCAGUGCGUGGGAGACUAUUCGUCCUCAUAGUAGUAGAGUUGGCUGGUCGGGUUUACUAUGGGGUGGGGGAAAUAUUCCUAAGCACUCCUUUUGUGCUUGGUUGGCCAUCAGGGAUAGGUUGGGUACUAGAGGUAGGUUAAGUCGGUGGGAUAGGUCGAUUCCUUUAUCGUGUUUGCUUUGUGGAGGGAACUAUGAGUCUCGUGAUCAUUUGUUUUUUUCUUGUCAUUUUGGGUGGGAGAUUUGGUCGAGGAUCCUUUUGCUUAAGUCAUCUUCUCAUAGAACCGGUUAUUGGGGGGUUGAGUUAUCUUGGAUUUAUAAUCAGGGUAUUGGGAAGAGUGUGAGGAGAAAACUGUGGCGCCUUCUCUGGUGUGCUACAAUUUAUUUCAUUUGGCAGGAGCGAAAUCAUCGUCUUCAUGGAGGUUCUAUUCGGGAGCCUCUGGUUGUAUUCCAGCUCAUUCGGUCGUGUAUUAAAGUGCGUGCUGCUUCUUGGUCGGAUGGUGUUCAUGGUCUUAUUUAAUGUUCUUUUCGUUUGCUUGUCCCCGGGCUGUGGGGUUUCUCUUCUCUUUAUUAACUUUGUUGUCUUUCUCUCUUCUUCUUGUCCUUUUAAUGUUUGGAGCACUAGUUGGUUUCUUUUGGUUUUAGUUAUUGUUCCCGAGAUGUGGGGUUGUUUUGGGUACUUAUGGGUUGUUUUGUCUAACUACUUGUUCUGUGAGUGUUGUUCGCUCUUUUGUCUUGACCUCAGGCUGUGGGGUCCACAUUGUUGUUGUAUAAUAUUAUCAUUACCUUUUCAAAAAAAAAAAAAA